AUGGCAAAUAAAGUAACAUACUCAGGCAGCACUUAUUCAAAAUUUAGACCCUCUUAUUCUGAUGAAAUUUACUCACUCAUUUACAAGUUUCAUGAAGAACAUAAUAAUGAGUAUGAUACUGUUAUAGAUGUCGGUACUGGUACAGGACAAGUGGCUGUUGAAUUGAGUAAAAAAUUCAAGCAGGUAUAUGGCAUUGAUGCUCUAUCAGAACAAAUAAAAAACGCAACACCUCGAGAGAAUAUCACAUAUCAAGUAGGUCCGGCCGAAGAUCUUUCACAAUUUGAAAAUAGUUCAGUUGAUAUGAUCACUGUUGGAACUGCAUUCCAUUGGUUUGAUCAUAGUCAAUUUUUCAAAGAGGCAAAGCGAGUUUUGAAACGAGAGACGGGCACCCUGGCUAUCUUUGGCUACUUUUAUCCAGUUAUUAAAGACGAGCCAAAAGCAAAUGAACUUAUUAAAGCAUUACAUACUGGACCCUUUGACAAGUAUUCAAAUCAAAAUAUUCGCUUUAUUCGCAAUAUGUAUCGUGAUAUUGUAUUUCCUUUUACUGAACAAGUCUGGUACAUUACUCCUAAAACAGAGGAUACAACAAAUAUCAGUCAUGCUAUUCAGGGCUCUUUGAUGAAGGCUUCAAUGUCAUUAGAACAUUUUAGACAUUAUAUGAAAACAUCUUCUGCCUAUUUUAAUUAUAUCAAGGAAAAUCCUGAUAAAGAAGACCCUAUAGAUAAAUUAAUGAAUGAUAUUUUGUCGACUACAGAUAUAAAAGAUCUUGAGCAAGUAGUUAAACUUGAAUGGCCUACUGUUCUUGUAUUAGCAAAGAAUGAUUAA
Molecule: messenger RNA, 825 nt
Organism: Cokeromyces recurvatus
Lineage: Eukaryota; Fungi; Mucoromycota; Mucoromycetes; Mucorales; Mucoraceae
Product: S-adenosyl-L-methionine-dependent methyltransferase
Exons: 1
Coding region: 1-825 (274 amino acids)
Molecular function (GO): S-adenosylmethionine-dependent methyltransferase activity
Source: RefSeq, a predicted model, not a curated record